Linum trigynum is the source of this 2105-nucleotide messenger RNA. Lineage: Eukaryota; Viridiplantae; Streptophyta; Magnoliopsida; Malpighiales; Linaceae. The record is from the annotation of a GenBank genome assembly.
GUUCACAAGAAGAUGCGCUAGACGGUGGAUGGCGCGAUUGCUGAUGGUUACUGAUGAUACAGCUACUGAGGUGAUCCGGUCCCGCCCAUGAUGGUGGAAGGUGGGGAUGGCAGGCGGCGGUUGUGGUGGGUGGUCGGAUGGGGUCAAGUUGUGUUGGGUUAGGAUUUGAAUUAGGUUGGUUAUGUAGAGAGUCUGUGGUGGCUAGGGGUGUCGGUUUGGUUCAGGUUUAACUGAAAAUGAACUGCUAAGAGCCUCUUACGGGUUCGGGUUCCACCCGAAGGUGUGCUAUGACGGUUUUGGCCUUUUGGAUUCGCUAGAACCUGAAAACACAAAAGCGACAAUUGAACUCUCCUUGAGGAUUCAAUAGACAAGAUGAAGUCGUUGCUUUGCCUCGCCAAUCCUACCCAACCCAACGAAGGAGAGAUGACGUCAGAGAUCUAGACAUUGAGGAAGGUCGGAGGUCGGAAUCGCUGCUUCGCUUCGCCAAACCUUCCCAACCCAACGAAGGAGGGAUGACUUCGAAAACCAUCCCUUCGUUUGAGAUUGAAUCUUUCCCAUUCGUCGCAUCUGGGUAACUCAGCUGUCUCCAAGUUGAAUUCCUCUCCUGGCUUUAUCGAUUCACAUAUGGGCAACUCAGCAGCGGCCGAUCGAAAGCCAUUAACGGUGAAGUGACGGAUCCAGUCGGCAAACGUUGAGAUUGGCAAGAUUGUGUCCGAGUUCCUUGUUACUCUGUUCUCUGACCUUAGCUAUGGUAUCCCAGUAAGCUCCUGUAUAUGUUGCUCUUCUUCUUCACCGAGUCACUUGAGGUUGGCAAUAUUGUCUCCAAUUAUUUUGAGGAUUUGGAUCUUGGUGCGCAGUAUCGUGUUCGUAGGGAUUGGUAUCUUGGUGAUGAGAGGGCUCCUGCACCUCCCCAUCACACUCGCCACUCAACACGAGCAGCCCAGCCCAAUCGAUGCUAUCGAGACUACGUGGAGUAGUUGGCCCAUGAUGAAGUAGUAUGCCUACUGUAGGAGAGUCAUUUGUGUUUAGGUUAAGAGUCUUUUACGUUGAUGUUAGUUGGAGGAGUCAAAGUUAGCUGUUAGUUGCUUUUGAAUUUGCAGAAUAAGUGGAGAGUCGUGGGUAGUUGUUGGUAACCGUAGGAAGGGUUCCACAAGAGUAGGAAUAGGUCGUUUCUCAGUUGCAUUCAUGGAUGUAUUUAAGUAAGCUUUAGAAGAGAAUAAGAGGCAAGUAUUAUUUCACAAAAGACAUUCGUCUCUGGUAGUUCUAGCUCAGAAAAUAGAACGCUGGCUAGCUCCCGCCAAGAAAAGGGAGUUCUCUCGCAAUUCAACUUCGAUCCUUAUCACUUGGUAUCAGAGCCCGGCAUGGGCACUCACGCUCAACGCAUCGAAGCUCUCGAAACCGCUACACAUGAGAACCAAACCGGCGUCCAGGCCAUCAUAGACCAACUGGCAGCCGUUCAGCUCGUUGUCAACAAAAUUGCUCAAGAUCAAGCAACCAAGAAUGAAGAUCGACGUUCCGAUGAGGGAGAACGUUCCGUCAACGGUCGGACUCGACAACCUCCUCCCGAUGAUUUCGAUGAACGGGAUCACCAGCCCUUCUUUGGGGCUAAACUAGCUCGACUAGAGUUCCCGACCUUCGCCGGCGACGACCCCACUGUCUGGUUCUCAAGAGUGGAACAGUUCUUCGAAUUCCAAGCCAUUCUGGAAGUUUAAAAGGUGACCCUGGCGUCGUAUCACCUCGAAGGGGACGCAAACCAAUGGUUGCAGUGGCUCCGCAGAACCUAUCGAGCUGACGGAAUUCCCAUUACCUGGGAAAGUUUUUCGACUGAACUUUGGGCACGAUUUGGACCCUCUGCUGCCACCGGAUUGGACGAACCUCUGUCACAUAUCAAACAGACAGGGACCCUUCAGGAUUAUCAGACGGAGUUCGAAAAGCUCGGCAAUCGCGUCCGGGGAUGGACGCAACAAGCGUUGGUCGGCACCUUCUUAGGAGGAUUGAAAACUGAAAUAGCUGACGGGCUCCGAAUCUUCACCCCUCGGACAUUGAAGGAGGCCAUUAGCUUGGCCCGCAUCCGUGAUGAGAAGCUGUCUCAUUAUCAGAGUCCG